AUGGUUGGGAGCAUUGAGAAGUGUGGGGCAGAAGAUAUUCUGUCAGAUAUUUCCGUUCUAAAGGAUGUGGUCGUGGGGCAACAGUUUUCUCCGGUGGUGGUAGCGAACGGAUAUGUGAACGGAGGUAGGGAGAUCGUGCUGGGACGGAACAUUCACACAACAUCUUUGGCUGUGACGGAGCUCGAUGCGAACGACGAGUUCACCGGGGAUAAGGAGGCUUACAUGGCUAGCGACUUGGCUGGCUACAGAAAGACCCUCCUCGAAAGGACCAAAUACCAUAUAGGUUAUCCUGCUAAUCUAGAUUUCGAUUAUGGUGCUUUGGCGCAAUUGCAGCAAUUCUCCAUUAACAAUCUUGGUGAUCCUUUUAUUGAAAGCAACUAUGGUGUCCAUUCAAGACAGUUUGAGGUUGGCGUUUUAGAUUGGUUUGCUCGUCUCUGGGAAAUAAAGAAGAAGGCAUAUUGGGGGUAUAUCACAAAUGGUGGCACAGAAGCUGUUGGGAAUAACUCCAAUCUUCAUGGUAUUUUAGUUGGGAGGGAAAUGUUUCCGGAUGGGAUUUUGUAUGCUUCAAGGGACUCGCAUUAUUCUAUUUUUAAAGCAGCAAGAAUGUAUAGAAUGGAGUGUGUGAAGGUUGACACUUUGGUUUCUGGUGAGAUUGAUUGUGCAGAUUUUAAGGUUAAACUACUGGCCAAUAAAGACAAACCAACCAUCAUCAAUGUUAAUAUAGGGACAACAAUCAAAGGAGCAGUUGAUGACCCUGAGGUUGUCAUAAAAGCUCUUGAAGAAACUGGAUUCACUCAUGAUCGGUUCUACAUUCAUUGUGACGGAGCUUUAUUUGGACUUAUGAUGCCUUUUGUCAACUGUGCACCCAAAGUAUCUUUCAAGAAGCCUAUAGGAAGUGUUGGUGUUUCUGGUCAUAAGUGGAUUGGAUGUCCAAUGCCUUGCGGUAUCCAGAUAACAAGGCUGGAACACAUCAAUGCCUUGUCAAGGAAUGUUGAGUACCUUGCUUCAAGGGAUGCCACAAUAACGGGAAGCCGGAAUGGUCAUGCUCCCAUCUUUCUGUGGUACACCCUCAACAAAAAAGGCUACAAAGGGUUCAAGAAAGAAGUCCAGAUAUGCCUUAGAAAUGCUCACUAUUUGAAGGACCGCCUACAUGCUGCUGGGAUUAGUGCUAUGUUGAAUGAGCACAGCAACACAGUUGUGUUUGAGCGACCUUUGGAUGAGAAUUUUGUUCGCAAGUGGCAGUUAGCCUGCCAAGGAAAUAUAGCACAUGUCGUGGUGAUGCCCAGUGUCACAAUUGAGAAGCUGGAUGAUUUCUUUGAUGAACUAGUUGUAAAACGCUCAUCCUGGUAUCAAGGUGGAAAAGCCAAGCCUCCUUGUAUUGCAGAAGAGAUUGGGAGCGAGAAUUGUUUUUGUACCUCGCAUGAUGGUGGAGUCUUAGGAAUAGAGAAUCGUCUUUGUACUCUGCGUGGGUGAGUCAUUGUGUUCCCAUGCAUUCUGGUGUUGUUUUGUUUGUAAGAAAAUGCUUGAUUCAAGGAGAAUUUACUUCCUGGGGGUGUUUGUUUGUUGUUUCCCUUUUCCAGUU
Molecule: messenger RNA, 1582 nt
Organism: Juglans regia (Persian walnut)
Lineage: Eukaryota; Viridiplantae; Streptophyta; Magnoliopsida; Fagales; Juglandaceae
Product: serine decarboxylase-like
Exons: 6
Coding region: 1-1473 (490 amino acids)
Biological process (GO): carboxylic acid metabolic process
Molecular function (GO): pyridoxal phosphate binding; carboxy-lyase activity
Source: RefSeq, a predicted model, not a curated record